Molecule: messenger RNA, 2207 nt
Organism: Mizuhopecten yessoensis (Yesso scallop)
Lineage: Eukaryota; Metazoa; Mollusca; Bivalvia; Pectinida; Pectinidae
Product: sialomucin core protein 24-like
Exons: 12
Coding region: 71-934 (287 amino acids)
Cellular component (GO): cytoplasmic vesicle
Source: RefSeq, a predicted model, not a curated record
CAUACGUACUUCCUGUUUUGUAAGGAACAAAUUAACUUGUGGUUAUAAACGAAACUAGCUCGAUUUGACAAUGAAUCAAAUUGUUUUGGUACCCGCGGCCAUUUUAUCCAUCAUCCUGCUGCUGUCAGCUCCAAUUGCUGUUGAAACUGCAGAUGCCUGUACGGCCAAUACAAAUGCAACAUCAUGCUGUGCUGUCUCUAGCUGUGGUUGGUUCGAGUGUCUAGGAAACAGUGCAAAUGUCACAGUGUGUCUGAACCAGACUGACACAACUGCCAUUAACACAACCUGUUCAAACAGCACUGAAGUGGCAGACAGAAAAAGCAAAUGUGAAGCACCCAUAGAUAGCUGCAGUCUAUUGACAGACAACACGACUUGUUGUGGAAAUGCUACCUGUGGCUGGUACCAGUGUAAAGUUGGAGAUACACUGACUGGAGAUGGACAAUGUGUCUCAAACACCACCUCCACCCUGACCAACUGUACAGCUCCCAACACACCACAGGAUACAUGUGUACUCCCAGGGACCCCUACUCCAGCUCCCAUCGAUACAUGUACUAGUGAGAAGACCAACGACACAUGCUGCAACAUAACAGGUAACGCCUGUAUGUGGAUCAACUGUACUGGUACAGAGGUGUGUAUGGCAAGUACUGCUUCAAAAGAAACCUGUACCGUCAAAGACAAUCUUUGUGGUGGUGCUUCUACACCAUCACCAAUAAUAACAACUCCAGCUCCGACAACUCCAGCUCCGGCUCCGACAACUCCAGCUCCGACAACUCCAGCUCCAGCUCCAACUCCGGCCAGCAACACAGGCAUGCAACAUUUUGACGGGGCAUCAUUCGUCGGUGGAAUCAUCCUGGCCGUGGGGGUCAUCGCUAUAGCUUUCUUUGGCUGCAAGUUCUACAAGGCAAGGAAGGAACGCAACUACCACACACUGUAGACAUGACGACGGGACGCUGGAGGAAAGAGAAAACAUCGGAGAAAGCAACGCAUGGAAGGCGUAAGAUAUUCCACAAGACAACUGUGAUGCUAAUUGUUUUAAGUUUUAAAAAUAACUGUGUGUCAAUCUACUUAAAUGUGUCUUGGCUCUGUCAAAUUCAGAGCUGGUUUAUGAUUUUUUGUCCAGAGUUGUACAAGAAUAUUUUUAUACUCUUGUUUGAGUAAGAAGCUUAAGAUUUUUUUUCAUGAAAACAGCACAUUUUGGUUACAAAGAAAAGCCAACAUGUGUUUAUUUCAUCUGAUCUUUGUGUUUUGUUAGGCCUUUGUGAAGUUAAAUUCCACCUUUUUCUUCUUCUUUCAAAGCACCAACUUCUAAUGUUUCAAAGUAGAUGUUUCAUAUUGCGUACUGGCCUAUAUCUAUAACACACUUAAUGUAAAUGUAAUGCUAAUAAAUGCCUACUAUCAAUCCUUAAAUAUUCAAAGGCAAGAUGCACUGAAUAUUGUUUUAGAACAUUUUGUGUUGUCCUCAUGUUGGUUCUAUAGUUUAACUCUUUUGUAUCUUUCUGUAUCUGAAUCUCGCUUUGUCCAUGUUCAUUUGGACAUACUUGGACAAAACAGUUAAUUUUAAAUGGAAUUUUCUGACUAGAUGAGUGUUUUUUCCUCAAAUUUUGCCCUAAUCGCUGUGUUGGAUUUUAAAUCAGUUAAUGUUGUGGUAUUUAAAGGAACCCGACUUAUUUUGUUACUUUUUUUAUUGAUUCUCAAACUAGUUAUCCAGUUUCAAAUAUACCUUGGUAUGUAUAAUGUGUAAUUUUGAAUUUAUUUGUAUAUCUAAUACAUUCAGACUUUCCAGCUCCUUUUGAUUUAUUAUUUCUUCACGUAGCAUUAUAAUGUUUAGAAAAGAAAAAAAAACUUCCUUAUUUCUGUUCUGUAUACAUAGAUAGUAUGCUUACAUACAUAUAAUCAAAGCUGAUUUUAAAGGUUGCGAUGAUGUUGUAUUUCAUAUAAGAUUUUGAUCUGCUUUACGUUUAUAGGCACAUUAUGGAAUGUGCCUUUUUAAUUGUAUCAAUGGUGCCUAUUCAGAUAGAUCUGUAACCCCAAAGAAUGAGCAUUCCAGAAGUAUUCUUUGAAAGAUUUUAUUUUCAUAUGGAAAGAUAAAACAGAAUAAGACCUUUAACUUGUCAUAGUAUUGGGUGGUAGGGUUUGAAAUGUGUGUUUUUUUUAUUUAGCUUCACGUUCAUUGUACAAUACAUGUAUUUUUGUCAUUAACUCAUUCA